GCUGCCCCCUGCCUUCCUCCAUCCAGCCAUGAAUUGGUGCCCAUCAACACUGAGAGUGCACCGAAGAAUGUAGCCAACACGGGAGAAGGAGCUUUCCGGGGUCGAAACACACGGAAAAGCCUUGAGGAAGACGGCUCCGCCAGAGUCACCCCGAGUGUCCAGCCCCAUCCCCAGCCUAUCAGAAACAUGAGCGUGAGCCGGACCAUGGAGGACAGCUGUGAGCUGGACCUGGUGUACGUCACGGAGAGGAUCAUCGCCGUCUCCUUCCCCAGCACAGCCAACGAGGAGAACUUCCGGAGCAACCUCCGAGAGGUGGCCCAGAUGCUCAAGUCCAAACAUGGUGGCAGCUACCUGCUUUUCAACCUCUCUGAGCGGAGGCCUGACAUCACGAAGCUCCAUGCCAAGGUACUGGAAUUUGGCUGGCCUGACCUUCACACCCCAGCCCUGGAGAAGAUCUGCAGCGUCUGCAAGGCCAUGGACACUUGGCUCAAUGCAGACCCUCACAACGUCGUCGUUCUACACAAUAAGGGAAACAGAGGCAGGAUCGGCGUUGUCAUUGCAGCUUACAUGCACUACAGCAACAUUUCUGCCAGCGCUGAUCAGGCCCUGGACCGGUUUGCAAUGAAGCGGUUCUAUGAGGAUAAGAUUGUGCCAAUUGGCCAGCCAUCCCAGAGAAGGUACGUGCACUACUUCAGUGGCCUACUCUCUGGCUCCAUCAAAAUGAACAACAAGCCCUUGUUUCUGCACCACGUGAUCAUGCACGGCAUCCCCAACUUCGAGUCUAAAGGAGGGUGUCGGCCCUUUCUCCGGAUCUACCAGGCCAUGCAGCCUGUCUACACGUCUGGCAUCUACAACGUCCAAGGAGACAGCCAGACCAGCAUCUGCAUCACCAUCGAACCUGGACUGCUCUUGAAGGGAGACAUCUUGCUGAAGUGCUACCACAAGAAGUUCCGGAGCCCCGCCCGAGAUGUCAUCUUCCGAGUGCAGUUCCACACCUGUGCCAUCCACGACCUGGGGGUUGUCUUUGGGAAGGAAGAUCUUGAUGAUGCCUUCAAAGAUGAUAGAUUUCCAGAAUAUGGCAAAGUAGAAUUUGUAUUUUCUUAUGGACCAGAGAAAAUUCAAGGCAUGGAACACCUGGAGAACGGGCCGAGCGUGUCGGUGGACUAUAACACCUCCGACCCCCUCAUCCGCUGGGAUUCCUAUGACAACUUCGAUGGGCAUCGAGAGGACGGCCUGGAGGAGGUGGUGGGUCACACUCAGGGACCUCUGGACGGGAGCCUGUAUGCCAAGGUGAAGAAGAAGGACUCCCUGCACGGCAGCACUGGGGCUGUCAACGCCGUGCGCCCCGCCCUGUCGGCCACCCCCAACCACGUGGAGCACACCCUCUCCGUGAGCAGCGACUCAGGCAACUCCACAGCCUCCACCAAGACAGACAAGACCGACGAGCCUGCCCCCGGGCCCUCCAGUGCCCCUGCUGCCCUGAGUCCCGAGGAGAAGCGCGAGCUGGACCGCCUGCUCAGUGGCUUCGGUGUCGAGAGAGAGAAGUCAGGGCCCAUGUACCGCACGCAGCAUCUCCGGUCCCGCCCCGUGGGGGGCCCGGCCGUGCCCUCCUCCGGCCGCCAUGUCGUCCCAGCCCAGGUUCAUGUCAACGGCGGGGCCUUGGCAUCUGAGCGGGAGACGGACAUCCUGGAUGAUGAGUUGCCCAACCAGGACGGGCACAGCGUGGGCAGCAUGGGCACACUGUCCUCCCUGGAUGGGGUCACCAACACCAGUGAGGGAGGCUACCCAGAGGCCCUGUCCUCACUGACCAACGGGCUGGACAAGCCCUACCCCGUGGAACCGAUGGUCAAUGGCGGGGGCUACCCCUAUGAGUCCGCCGGCCGGGUGAUGCCUGCCCAUGCCGGCCACACGGCCCCCAUGCGGUCCUCCUACUCCGCACAGGAGGGUUUAGCCGGCUACCAGCGGGAGGGGCCCCACCCAGCCUGGCAGCAGCCAAUGACCGCCUCCCACUAUGGCCUUGACCCCAGCGGUAUGUUCCGCUCCCAGUCCUUUCCGGAGAGUGAGCCCCAGCUGCCCCCAGCUCCAGCCCGUGGGGGCAGCAGCCGGGAGGCUGUGCAGAGGGGCCUGAAUUCCUGGCAGCAACAGCAACCUCGUCCGCCCCCUCGCCAGCAGGAGAGAGCCCACCUGGAGAGUCUCGGGCCCAGCAGGCCCAGCCCCCAGCCGCUGGCCGAGACCCCCACCCCCAGCCUCCCUGAGUUCCCAAGCGCAGCCUCCCAGCAGGAGAUCGAGCAGUCCAUCGAAGCACUCAACAUGCUGAUGCUGGAUCUGGAGCCGGCCGCAGCUGCCACCCCCCUGCACAAGUCCCAGAGUGUCCCGGGGGCCUGGCCAGGGGCUUCCCCGCUGUCCUCCCAGCCUCUCUCCGGCUCCGCCUGCCAGCCCCAUCCACUGACCCAGUCCAGGUCUGGCUACAUCCCCAGUGGGCAUUCCUUGGGAACCCCUGAGCCGGCCCCGCGGGCCUCCCUGGCCCUGGAGUCCUUCCCUUCUGGCAGGCCUUACUCCCCUUAUGAUUAUCAGCCAUGUCCUGCUGGGUCCAGCCAGAGUUUCCGUCCAAAGAGCCCAGCCUCGUCCUCCUCAUCUGCCUUCCUUCCAACCACCCAUAGCCCUCCAGGGCCUCAGCAGCCCCCAGCCUCUCUCCCUGGCCUCACUGCUCAGCCUCAACUCCCACCAAAGGAGGCAACUUCAGACCCAUCCCACACUCCAGAGGAGGAGCCACUGAACCUGGAGGGGCUGGUGGCCCACCGGGUAGCAGGGGUGCAGGCUCGGGAGAAGCAGCCUGCAGAGCCCCCAGCCCCUCUCCGGAGGCGGGCAGCCAGCGAUGGACAGUAUGAGAACCAGUCUCCAGAACCCGCAUCCCCCCGUAGCCCUGGGGUUCGUUCCCCUGUCCAGUGCGUCUCCCCCGAGCUGGCUCUCACCAUCGCCCUCAAUCCUGGAGGGCGGCCCAAAGAGCCCCAUCUGCACAGCUACAAGGAGGCCUUUGAGGAGAUGGAGGGAACCUCCCCGACCAGCCCACCGCCCAGUGGGGUGCGCUCCCCUCCAGGUCUGGCCAAGACGCCCCUGUCUGCUCUCGGCCUGAAACCCCACAACCCAGCGGACAUCCUGCUGCACCCUACAGGUGUCACCAGAAGACUGAUCCAGCCAGAGGAGGAUGAGGGGAAGGUGGUGACCGAGCUUCCCAAAGAGCCCCGGAGCUAUGUGGAGUCGGUGGUGAGGACAGCAGUGACUGGACCCCGAGCUCAGGACCCUGAGCCCAAGAGCUUCAGUGCCCCAGCUGCCCAGGCCUAUGGCCACGAGAUGCCCCUGAGGAAUGGGACCCUGGGAGGCUCCUUUGUCUCCCCCAGCCCCCUCUCCACCAGCAGCCCCAUCCUCAGUGCUGACAGCACUUCAGUGGGGAGUUUCCCAUCUGGGGAAAGCAGCGACCAGGGCCCCCGGACACCCACCCAGCCUUUGCUGGAUUUGGGCUUCCGUUCCGGCAGCCUGGGCCAGCCCAGUCCUUCGGCACAGAGAAGCUACCAGAGCUCUUCUCCUCUCCCACCCGUGGGCAGCAGCUACAGCAGCCCCGACUACUCACUUCAGCAGUUCAGCGCCCCGGAAAGCCAGACGCGGCCUCAGUUCACUGUGGCCGGCGUCCACACGGUGCCUGGGAGCCCUCAGGCUCGCCACAGGACAGUGGGCACCAACACCCCCCCCAGUCCUGGCUUUGGCCGCCGGGCCAUCAACCCCAGCAUGGCUGCCCCUGGUAGUCCCAGUUUGAGCCACCGCCAGGUGAUGGGUCCAGCAGGAACUGGUUUCCACGGUAGCACGGUCUCCAGCCCCCAGGGCAGCGCAGCGACCACUCCGGGAAGCCCCAGCCUGGGCCGGCAUCCCGGGGCCCACCAGGUUUCAGGCCUCCACGGCAGUGUGGCCACGACUCCGGGAAGCCCCAGCCUGGGCCGGCACCCUGGGGCACACCAAGGCAGCCUGGCCUCUGGUCUCCAUGGCAACGCAAUAGCCAGCCCUGGAAGCCCCAGCAUGGGCCGGCACCUGGUAGGGUCUGGAUCUGUGGUUCCCGGCAGCCCCAGCCUGGACCGGCACGUGGCCUGCGGUGGCUACUCCACCCCCGAGGACCCGAGACCCACGCUGUCCCGGCAGAGCAGUGCCUCCGGCUACCAGGCUCCCUCCACGCCCUCCUUCCCUGUGUCCCCUGCCUACUACCCAGGCCUGAGCAGCCCUGCCACCUCCCCAUCGCCCGACUCGGCCGCCUUCCGGCAAGGGAGCCCCACACCAGCCUUGCCCGAGAAGCGGAGGAUGUCCGUGGGAGACCGAGCGGGCAGCCUCCCCAACUACGCCACCGUCAAUGGGAAGGUGUCCUCCUCGCCUGUGGCCAGUGGCAUGUCCAGUCCCAGCGGGGGCAGCACCGUCUCCUUCUCUCACACCCUGCCCGACUUCUCCAAGUACUCCAUGCCAGACAACAGCCCCGAGACAAGGGCUAAAGUGAAGUUUGUCCAGGACACUUCCAAGUAUUGGUACAAGCCUGAGAUCUCCAGAGAGCAGGCCAUCGCACUCCUCAAGGACCAGGAGCCGGGGGCCUUCAUCAUCCGCGACAGCCAUUCCUUCCGAGGGGCCUACGGGCUGGCCAUGAAGGUGUCUUCUCCCCCUCCGACCAUCAUGCAGCAGAAUAAAAAAGGGGACAUGACCCAUGAGCUGGUGAGACAUUUCCUGAUCGAGACCGGCCCCAGAGGAGUCAAGCUCAAGGGGUGCCCCAAUGAGCCAAACUUUGGGUCUCUCUCUGCCCUGGUCUACCAGCAUUCCAUCAUCCCACUGGCUCUGCCCUGUAAGCUGGUCAUUCCAAACCGAGACCCCACAGAUGAAUCGAAAGAUAGCUCGGGCCCUGCCAACUCCACCACUGAUCUGCUGAAGCAAGGGGCAGCCUGCAACGUGCUCUUCGUCAACUCUGUGGACAUGGAGUCACUCACUGGGCCACAGGCCAUCUCCAAAGCUACUUCUGAGACACUGGCUGCUGACUCCACACCAGCUGCCACCAUUGUUCACUUCAAAGUUUCUGCACAGGGAAUUACACUGACUGACAACCAGAGAAAGCUCUUCUUCAGACGACACUACCCCCUCAACACUGUCACCUUCUGUGACCUGGAUCCUCAGGAGAGAAAGUGGAUGAAGACAGAGGGAGGUGUCCCUGCUAAGCUCUUCGGAUUCGUGGCCCGGAAGCAGGGCAGCACCACGGACAAUGCCUGCCACCUCUUCGCUGAGCUUGACCCCAACCAGCCCGCCUCCGCCAUUGUCAACUUCGUCUCCAAGGUCAUGCUGAGUGCCGGCCAGAAGAGAUGAACACCACCCCUCGCCCGGGGCCAGGGCAAUGGGGGGGAUGGGGCGAGUGGGGAGGGGACCCAUGAAUCCUGACCACCCUUGAAUCCAGAAGGAGGACUUUGGGCCAAUUUUGGAGAAGGAGAGAAGAAAGUGCAAUGUGGGGAGGGGGAAGUGAAUUGCAGAGGGGAAGGGGGAAGAGAGAGAGAGAGAGAAAGAAAAAGAUGGAGGAGAAUAACUUGGAUUCCCCUGGGUAGAGGGAUACUGUGGAGCCCUGAAAGCCUCCACCGCUCACCAGGUCCACCUAAUUCCCCCUUCCCCCCUCCGAGAGGAUGGGGCUCCUCAGAGGAGACAGACCAACUCCUUGGGGAUCUGUCAUUUGGGAGUAAAUGGAAAAGCUCUGUCUCCCUAACCCGACUGCUUCGCAAGGAGAAAUCAGAUUGAGAGAAUCCUUUUCUGGCCGCCUCCGGGGUAGAUUGGUGAACCAAACACAGCCAGCAUGGGACGUCACGUGGCCGAACUUUUGCCUUUGAAAGUAUCUGAGACCUGAGGUACCUGAGGUCUCUGGACUCCGCCUCCGCUGUGCAGUCUGUGUGGGUGUAUAUACGGGGUGCGUAAUAGGUCCACACCUAUUACAGUGACCGAUCCUCACUGACUUUCCUGUGCCUCUCAGCCAGGUAUAACACCUGUCCUUGUCUGUGCCCCGUGUGUUUGCACACACACAUGUGCAUCCUGUCCCAAAGAAGGCAAUAGCAGGGGGUGACAGGGCAGCGGGGGAGGGGGGGACAUAAGCCCUCUUCCCCACGAGUAUCCAAGAUUCUGGUCACAGACUGGGCCCCUGUGCCUGCAUUCUAGCGGCCCCGUGCGCUGCCAGCCCUUCUCAAGAAAGACCCCAGUGGGAGGGCGGCUGGCUGCCUGACGGCGGUACCCCCUGUUCCGCCUCAGCCAGGAGGCUGGAGUAUUGGUUCCGGGGGGUGCAGACAUGCAUGCGCAUCGUCUUGGGGGAGAGAUCCGUCAGGAGGGGCAGCUGUGGAGCUGGCAGGAUCGCGGGUGUGUGGCCCCGCAGUAGCCUGGGCAGGUGGCUCCCACCAGCUCCGAGCCCUCAGCCCGUUCUUGGGUUUUGUGCCCCAGACCAGCCUUUCCUCACAUUUGCUUAUCUGUUUGAUGCCCUUGCGGCUGUGGGGGAUUGAGCCUUCCUGCCCUGCCCUGCCCCAUCCUUCAGGGUCCCCAUGUUGGAGCUUGUCCUGCCGAACCUGCUUUCAAAAGCCCUGCCCAGCAAGCUCCAGGGAAGACACCCAAAGGCCUCGUGCUCCCCUCUGCGGGUGUUUCGGGGUCUGACUUUUACGGGGCUGUCCAGGAUAUCCUUAGCAGAGCUCUUGUUGCUGCUGCCUGUGCGUCCCACAUGGCCUACCUACCAUGCCAAAGCCUUGCUGUUACCCCUCCUGCCUUGGUUUCCCCAGCAGAGCCAAGCUGCCGUGGAACAGAGGGGCCAAGGCAUGCAUUUAGGUCAGAGGGCUGAGAAUCCAUCUGGGCAGUUGGGGAAAACCCCAGACCACCACCCAAGGACUCUAAGCCAGAAUGGAAAAUUCACCAGGACUCCAUUCUUGAGUGGCUUCUUGAGCCCAGGGGGUCCCCUAGAGAGAGGCAUUGUACUGAUAUAUAAAUAUAUAUAAUAUAUAUGUGAGACAUACUGACAGGAUCUGUAAGCUAAUAAAAUAUAAGAAAAGGUUAAAAAAAAAGAAUAGGUAAAUUGACAAGAAGUAUUUAUUGUUUUCCCAUAUUGCUUUAUCGCCUCCCCGGGCAUAAACCAGUUCCCAUCCCUUUUUUUAUGUCUAAGUGAAGUCUGAAACGUAGGGGCCCUUUAUCCUUGGAGUGGGCAGUGGGGAGGCAAUGUGCCUGCUCCAUUCCCAUGGCCCCCUUAUUUUCUGGUAAGCCUGGGGCUCAGCAGUCAGCUCCCAGAGAUGAGGGGGAGCUGCCCCCUCACUAUGGGCCUGAGCAAGUGUGUGAGCCUGUGGGGGACAAGGGUGUGUGUGGCCGAUGUGGGUGAUGUGUGUGUCUUUUGCAUUUUUUCUCCUCCAAGAAGCUGUAUCUGUGUGGACAUUCUGUUUCAGGGAGUUGGAAAGGAGAAUGUCUGAAGGUGGGAAGCAGGCCCCCGCUUCCUAAAGGUUGCAACCUUGUACUUGGUGACCGAGGUUCUUCCAAAGUGCUCUUCCUUCUGAGGCGUUCAAGCCAGAUACCCAGAUAUCCCCCCCAUUCCCACCCACCCUAACUCUCUCCCCAGAUAGGAGGUAUUUCCUGCCCACUUCCUUUGUAAAUAUCUUAAAUCUCCCACUGGACGUGGCCCCAGGGUCUUGCCCCUCCUCGUCUGGAUGUCCUCUCCUCACUUGGGGCCAGGCGGAGCGGCAGACCCUUUGGCAGCCAGCCCUGGGCCUUCCACAUGCUUUUCCCACCGCCUCCCCCCGCCCCAGCAGCCCCCACCUCCCGGGCAUGGCCAGCCUGCCCCACUUGGGCCUGAGCCGAGUGUGACCCUGGGAAGGACCAGGGCAUCCUGGGAAGCUGAUCAGCUCAAUCCUCACUCCCUUGCAUCCCUCUGGAAGGAGUGGGUUUCAGAAGAAUGCUAGGGAAGCGUACCCCAGUCUCCAAGUGGCCCUACCUUUGGGUCAGACACUGGUUGGGAGGACACUGUGGCCCUCCCAUGUCUCACAGGUUAGGUCUGUGCACCCCAGCAUGCACACACACACACACACACACACACACACACACACACACAGCACCGCAGUAUAUUCUUGCCAAAGAUUUCCUUUAAGAGAAAGCACUUUUAAUCAUUAUUGUUAUUAUUGUGUAAAUGUCUAGCCUUUUCUCUCCUCCCUCCUCCUCACCCCUGUUUGCUGUUACUGUUGAAUCUGUCUGUCAGCCAGGAGUGUGCUGUCUGGUCUUGCAAACAGGCUGGCAGGGCCAGGGUCCGGGGGAAGUUGGCAAGGAGGAGUGGGAGAGGCAGGGUCAGGUUGCAGAGCGGGGGUGCAGACGUCAGGCGGGCUUACGGCCCCCCGCGCUCCAGCCCGGCGUCUGAGGCCGGCCCCGGGGCCUCCCUGGGGCAGGCCCGCGUGGUGUCUGGAGGGAAGAGGGCAGGGAGAUGACAUGUGUCUGACUCUGGGAGAGGUCCAGCGAGGUGCAGGUGGCUCCACGCCGGUGGACCAGGAGGAGAGGGCAGAGCAUGGGAACAACGGAGAGGUGACCCCAGAGGGGAAGAGGAAGGAAGGGAGCUGUCUGGUCCACCUCCAGGGGUGCCUGGAAUGCCCCUGCCCUGCAGUCUUGGCGUCCUGGCCCCCUCAUCUAGCCAGCUAUCUGAGGGCCACGUACACUGUGACCGAGGUUUGGGAUGGGCCUUUGACCUCCAUCUUCAUCAGAGUCUCUCCCCAGCGGCUCUGAAAACUCAUGGAGUCCUUCUCCCUUGGGCUUCGAGGAAUCCCUCGGUGUAUCAGAGACUGGCAGGAUAGGGCCGGUGGGGCCUGGUGGCCGUAAGAGGCGGCAACCAGGGGCACAAGUGUGAGCCUUACAAAGGUGCUCUCAGGAGAGGGAGGAAGGGGAUGCCGAUGCGCCCGGGCCCAGGUCGGGCAGCCUCUUCCCACCAUGCAGGGCGUGUGGAGGUGUCUGGAAGCAGAACAUCUGUGCUGGACACUUGCCCACCAUCCCUGCCUCCCGAGUCUUCCCUCCUUCUUUGAACUUCUCAACUUCAGGCCCUGGGGAGCCCAAGUGGGUCCAUACCCCAUCCAGGGGCUGCCUACAUCCCCUACAUCUCCCCACGCUCAGGGUCCUUGGAGAGGUUGGGGGCAGAGUCCCAGAGCCAUUCCUCACCCAUGCCCAGGCCCCAGGAUCCAGAAACCGGAGCUCCUGGCCAGUGUAACGCAGGACAUAGGCGUGCGUGUGCAUGCGAGUACAGGAGUCUGUGUGUGCAUAUUUUGCUGAUCUCUUUAGGAAACGUGGGGUUAGGGCCAAAGAUAGUGGGUGGGCAAUGGGACGCCCAGUUCGAUAUCACCCAGCAGUGAAAGGAAUCAGGAGGGCCCCCGAUGGGGGCAAUCGCAGUAUUGUCAAUGGGGACGACUGGCUCCACUGGGUGGGGCUCUGGCAGAUCGGCUCCUUCCUGAUUUCUCUGUCCUCGGAUGACCAGACUGUUGGAGGACUUUUGUGUAUGUCCCACACCUGGGCUCUUCCCGGCAGUGAGGUCUUUGCAGACAGAUGUCCCAAGUUUGGUUUCUAAUCAGUGUUAAGCAGGUUGAGGCUCUCCCGUGUGUCCAUGUUUGGUUUGUGUGUGAGAGUGAGCACAUCUGUGUGUGCAUGCCGUGUUUCCCCAUUUUCUCUCCUCCCUCUGACAUGCCAUUCAGAACAAAUGUAAGAGAUUCCUCGCCACCACCUCCCCGGCCCCCUGCAGGAGAGACAGAAUAACCCAGCGUCCUCCCCACCCCCUGGCUGUGUAUUUAUAUAGAUGGAAAUAUCCUUUCUAUUUUGUAUCAUCGUGCCUAUACUCUCUGCCACCUUGUAUAAACCCUGACCUGUGCAGCUUACCUGGAUACCAAUGUAUCAUACCCUCAUGCCGGCCCCCUCCUGUACAGCUGCUUUCUCUCCUGGCGCCGCAUUGUAUGGCUUUAUACAUGAUAAAGUGAAAGAAAAAUCUC
Molecule: messenger RNA, 10031 nt
Organism: Neomonachus schauinslandi (Hawaiian monk seal)
Lineage: Eukaryota; Metazoa; Chordata; Mammalia; Carnivora; Phocidae
Gene: TNS1
Product: tensin 1
Exons: 32
Coding region: 187-5382 (1731 amino acids)
Biological process (GO): fibroblast migration
Molecular function (GO): protein binding
Source: RefSeq, a predicted model, not a curated record